GCCUGCGGCAUCCGAGACGUUUGAUUGGCUGUAGGGCCUGUCGGUCACCCGGUGAAAACAGGAGGGGCGGAACGGCUUGGUUGAGUCUCGAUGUCCACUGCGGCGUCUGAAGGAAUAACCACCACAACUUUGAUUGAAAUGAGUGAUGCACUCGCGUUAUUUGUUCGCUCAAACCGAUGUUUAGACAGGAAAGUGGACAGAUAGAGGAUGAUGGAAAUAAGUUGUUUGUUUGCUCAGUAAUACAUCAGUUGGCGGGUUAGCAUUGCAUGCUAGCGCAUCAGCAGCAUAUCACGAGCAGCAUAUCUAGGCAGGCUAAUUAGCCAGGAAGCUAGUUUCCCUUCUCGGUGAUGGCCAGCUGAACGUUAUUGUGCGUUACUAUAGUAAGCUAACCGUUUCCGAAUAGUACUAGCUCUUGUUGUUUGGGGAACGGUGUGUUCGUUUAAUUUCAUUUUCAAAAAAUACUCCAGGUUUUGGAAUUUGGGUUUGCAGGAGUCAGGCGAAGGAGCAUCAAGCUAAGCUAACAAGCCUGGUAGCUGUAACCUGGGCACGGGACGAACCCUGACUAGAAGUUGGCGAGAUCGCGUGCUCAUCCAGGUUGAGGCUAAAAUCUUAUUUAAAAGCAGAGUUUAGAGAUGGACGCAUGUUUUAGUCUAGGGGUUUGUAAUCUCGGGUCAGUCUGGUCAUGCAUGUAGCUAGCAGCUGCUUUCGGUUGUAGAGCUCCUGAAACGUGCAGGUAUCGUUAGCCUUCGCUAACCGCCUGAAAACUGCGAGAUGCGCAAAUAAAAAGCGGCAGUUCAACUUGCUUUGGCUGCUUUAAGACGUUCAACGAUGUAGCUUUCUAGUAGAGAAGCUCUACACGGUACUGGACGAAUUCAGACAUUAGCAAGCACCAUGAACAACCCAGCCAUGAUGGCGCAGGAGAAGAUGGAGCUGGACUUGGACAUGUCGUCGGCUCUGCUUCAGGGAGACGGGCACUUGAGGCGAUCCAACAGCGAGCCUAUGAUAAACGGCUUAAGUGACAACUCUCAGGUUUUCCAACGAGAGAUUCUACGCAGCAGACGAAACAGCACAACUCUUGUUAAUCGACCCAACAUGGUUCCGUCUUCCCCGGUUCGCAUCCCUAGCACCAGGCUUGAACGAAUCAAACAGGAGGAGGGGGUUGAUGUGAUGAACAGGGAAACAGCUCAUGAACGGGAGGUGCAGACAGCCAUGCAAAUGAGCCAGUCAUGGGAGGAAAGUCUUAGUCUGAGUGACAAUGACUUUGAGAAGUCCACAUCAUCAUCAUCCCCAAAGCGUAUUGAUUUUGUGCCUGUGUCUCCGGCUCCAUCUCCCACCAGGGGAAUUGGGAAGAAGCAGUGCUUCUCUCCGUCUCUGCAAAUCUUGGUGAGCAGUAAUGGUCUAACUCCCAGCCCGAUCCCCAGCCCAACACGUCGCUUCAGCAGGAGGAGUCAGAGCCCCAUUAACUGCAUUAGACCCAGCAUUUUGGGGCCUAUCAAACGAAAAGUUUCAGGUGAGAUGGAAGCAGAAAGCCAGCCAAAGAGACUUUUCCAUGGUACCACCACCAUGUUGUCCACAGAGACGGCCCACCUGCCAGAACUCAGCUCAUGUUUAUCCCCUGACCUGCUUGAUGGAAGCCUCAGCAGUGUUGGCUCCUCUUCAGGUUCUCCAGCUAAGAUGGAAGGGGUUUCACCCUCCUCGAGCAACUCUCCCUUCACCCCCCUCCAGGAUCUUUCACCUAAGUGAUCAACAUAUCAUAUAAUAUUACAGGAAAGGCCACAUGAAUGAGCCUCUGGAGUUUCUUAUGCUUCUGUUCCAUGCCUUCCCAACCAUGCUUUUGUUCUUGUCUUUGAUUUUCUGGUGAGGAUUUGCUUUUUCAGUGGGACAGUGUGAGGAAGCUCUGUAAUAAAAGAAGCCAAAGCCCUGCAGGUAUUUUGGAUGGACUGUACCAUUGGGGUAAUCGGCAGGGGUGAAGACUGUGAAUGCUGUUUGCACCAGCUGCUAUAUAAAGGUGUAAUAUUUGGGGUGAAGCUCCAUAAUGAAACAAACAGCAUUUCAGAGCCCUACAGUUUCUGUAUGAAUUUGUGUUCUUGUAGCUCUCUUAAAUUAGGGGAAUGCUAAUAUAAAAAUAAAGCUCUUAGAGAGCGAAGCAUUCCCUAUUACAGCAGUAUCAUUAGGUUGCCUGUGGCCAGGCCUAUUACUAUAGGUCUUUAAUUUACACAAACAGAUUGCCAACAGGUAUUGUAUGAAAGAAUUUAACUUAUUUUUGGUUCCAGCUUUGUUUUAUUUCCUUUGUAAGUAUGUACAUUCAUCGUGAUGGCUAUUAGCUUGUUAUUUGUAAUCUGCGUGGGAGUGAAUGUAUGCACAGUGCUCGAGUAGUUAACUGACGAUUGGGUGCGAUUGCACUUGCAUACAUUUACAACUGAGUUUGUAUCUGCCUUCGGUCAAGUGUAUAAGGAUCAGCCUUUCAUUAUUCAUGUAGAUGGAAGGACGCGGCAACACCAUUGAUGAGUGCCUAUUCAUCACUCUUAGUGCUUCAUUAAGUUUUUCCUAAUGGAGUUAACGGUUGCCGUCAGCUAUUUAGGAAUGGCGCAAAUGUUGGUUGAAUGCAAUAUUAAUGGGGAUGUUUACCACUAAAUUCAGGAUUUGAACACUACAGCACAUUCAACAGCCUGAGUUGCAAUUUGUCUUGAGGUCUACCACCCUAGGACAUGGUUUAGCCUUGUCAGCUUUAGAGAAGUGAACUGCCUCAAUGCAGUGUGUUUUAUAGCCCUUUAAACACAGUGGCUUCACCCUUAUUCACUUGUCUAUGAAAUAUCACUGUGUGACAGUACCAACCUUAAACAGAUGAGUUAUUUGUGUUUAAUGCAUUUAUUUUUUUCUGCAUGGGGUGAACUACUGCAAACCACUGUCAAAGGAAUUUCAGAGAGAAAUUCCUGAAGCAGUUUAGAUAAAUAGAAGUGGCUGCUGAUGGAGAAAUUUGAACAUGCAAUAGAAAUGAUUCAUGUCUGGAGGAAGGUCAUCUACUGAUUCAUGAAAGUAGUGUGCCAUUAAAGGUCUGUAAAUAAGAGAGAUGUAAAAUUGUACUUGUAAGUUGUUAUUCAUUUGAGCUUUUGUUAUUUUAGUAAAUAGUAUUUUUUGUAAAUGGUUUUAUGAAUUAGUUUCCUUUAAAAAAAGAAAUGGCUUUAUUUCCUCAGAGCAUGAUUCAUCGUAAGUGUUUUGUUUUUAUUUGCAAGCAAGAAAAUGAUUGUAAAUUUUUUCAUGGAAUUGAAAUUAACGGUGUGGUUUAUUGCCCCAUAUUAGAAAUAUGGCUGUGGCAAAACUGCACUGUACAUCCUUUUUCUGAAUGUCUUUCUUUUCAAAGAGGAAAAGGCAGUAAGUGGGUCAUGUUAGGUCCCUUUUCUGUAAUGUAUCGAUGGUUGAAGUGCUUGUGGUUUGAUUUACCAGUUUGUUUUUGUUGUUUUUUUUUUUUUUUGUCCUGUGGACUUGUCUGACCUUUUAUUUAAUUUACGCUGUCAUCUUUCAAGAGCGAAAACCUUAAGCUUGUGUGUUGAAUGAGUCGAGUGCUUUGCUGAGCUCUGCUCUAAAUGGACAAAAAAAAAGAUAUUUUCUUGUCCCCUUUAUCAGUGAUCUUCAGAUUACAAAAUAAAUUAUUUGUCUGGAAA
This is a messenger RNA of Pangasianodon hypophthalmus (striped catfish), 3662 nucleotides long. RefSeq names its product PABIR family member 2 (gene pabir2). The transcript is spliced from 10 exons. The record is from RefSeq and is a predicted model, not a curated record. Gene Ontology annotation, molecular function: protein serine/threonine phosphatase inhibitor activity. Bases 892 to 1743 code for a protein of 283 amino acids. NCBI's taxonomy places the organism in Eukaryota, Metazoa, Chordata, Actinopteri, Siluriformes, Pangasiidae.